GAAAAAUGAUUCGGCGCGCGUGGUGUGAUUAAGCGAACAUAACGGUUUAAAAUUUUUCUUCUGUGUCGCAGACAAGCAACUUACAAGGUCUCGCGCGCAUGCACGCUGAACGCAGCGGAGCCCCGUGAGAUGGGCUGUAGUGGACGUCGGAUUUGGCCUUUUUCUCUAGACUUCCCACCAGAGGUCUUCUGGGACCUUCACAGUCGAGCCGCUCUAGUCCGUUGCUGCCUCCCUCUGUUUCUCCGCCGAAAAUCUAAACGCUUUUUAGUCCUUUCUCCCGUGCAUCCUCGCGCGCGGUGUGUCUCCGUCUCUGUCUCUCGGCUUUGUUCGGAAGAGCCUCGCUCUUCUUGUCUCGAUCCCGUCUUGAGCAAGAAGUCUUUAUGCGGCGUCGACCCUGUGCACCUCAGUUACUCGGUUUCGGUCGUUCUUCGCGCCGAAUUCGCGCGCAUUUCCCUUUGCUAGAAGAGGCAUCUUCUGACGAGUCAAGAUGGCGGCACUGUCCUCUGGAUCCUCGCCUUUCGUGAGUAUCGUUUCUCCCCUUCGACGAGGCGUCGAAGAAGCAGCCGCUGUGGCGAAGAACGGAAGAAGCCACAGCUACGGCGCGGUGUAUGUACACCCGAAGUCUCGGCCCGCGUUUCUUCCACAAGCACAGCCAGUGGGCGGCGACUUGCAGGCGAAACAGCGGCACUGGCCCUUCGUGGAGAUGCGAUCUUUCUCUUGGAUAGACGCCGCUUUCUUGCGCUGGGAAGAGCCUCGUUUCCUUCGCUCGUCGAUACCGAAUGCCUCCUCAAGAUGCGAAGUUAAAGCGAGGACGAUGUGUGGAGCGGCAAAGUGCGCAUGCAGACAACCCUCCGCGGCCGCUCGGGCGUCUAGACGCCUCACCUCUUCUUCUUCUGUCCCUCCCGCCUUUCUGCACUCCAACGGGCCGCAUUUCUCGCAUUCCGUGGGCUCUUUAUCUUGUCGUCUCUGCUCUCUUUCCACUGCACUCUCCCUCCCACUCUCUACUCUGGACGCCGCUGCCGCCAGAGCGUCUUCUUGCUCUUCAUCGUCGCGGUCGUCUUCCCCCGGUGAGACGACCUCUUCCUCUUUCGACGCCUGCGGCUGCUCUUCGUCUCUCACCGCUUCUCGCGCCUGCCUCGUCCCUGGAUUCGCGCAGAACGCCGCCGGUGCGUCGCGUGUCGGGUGUCUAGACAGCCGAACGGGCGGCGGAAGGCGGGCGUACUCUGGAGAGCCCCGCAUCCGAAACAAAAACAGCAGCCACACGUCGGAGUGGAUCAAACGGCAAAUCACAGACAGAUACGUCCUUCGCGCGCAAGAGCGGAACCUUCGCAGUCGAGCGGCGUUCAAGCUUGAGCAGCUCGAUGACGACUUUCUGUUUUUCCGAAAAAACCAAGUUGUCGUGGAUCUUGGCGCAUAUCCUGGAGGGUGGAGCCAAGUCGCUCUCGACCGCAUUCGCGCGGGAGGGGGAGAAGGGAGAGUCAUUGCUGUUGACCCCGUCGCCAUGGAUCCUCUGCCUCACCACACGUUCAUCCAGGGCAGCGUCGGACAGGCUGGAACGCUGCAGGCGUUGCUUGAAGAGUUGGGAGAGUCGAAGGCAGACGUCGUCCUUAGCGACAUGGCCCCUGCAUGCAUUGGAGUGAAGCAAGACGAUCAUCUAAACUGCGCAGAACUCUGUCUCUUUGCCUCCGAUCUGAUGGAGCAGGUGUUGAAGUUAGGCGGGACGUUCGUGACGAAGAUGUUCAUGGGCAGCGAGACGAACAACUUCAAAGUCUACUUGCGCACCCGGUUCAAGAAAGUCUCCUCUGCAAAGCCCAGAGCCUGUCGACAGGAAUCGCGGGAAAUGUAUUUCGUCUGCCAACACUUCGUAGGGCGCGACCGUCUCGCCGAAGAAGUCCAACUCAAGGGCUGCUUCACCGGAAAAGAAGGCUUUCUGUGACCUCUCGCGAGACAGAGAGCAGUGCCAAGUGGAACGGACAGAGGGGGGGAUGUAUAUGUGGUAGUGGCAGUUCAUUGUCUAGGUACGACAUUUCGUUCCUAAUGCCGGCUUUCCACGGAGGGUAUGGGAACUUCGUCGUAGCAGUCUAUACUGGGUCGUUUCUGUGAAAGCGUACACACAAGAAAACAGCCCGGUGCGGCCUUUCUUGUCUCCUUCGCGAAACGUUAUUCACGUGUUCACUGUCUUGUCGCGUGUGCCGAAGACGCAGACCGUGAACGAUGUGGGGGCAGCCUUGCUGAAGAUGGUGGAACUACGCAGGUGGACUGCUGGUUUUUUUCCGCUGUGAAGCGUCCUGGUUCGCUUUUGUCCAUAAUCCUCGUUUUUUGCGGGAAAAAGCUGAAGAGGGAAGAAAGGCGACACGCGCUUGUCCGGGUACAAGACACAGGCUGAGAGCGCUGCCCACGUUAGAGUUCGACGUCUUUCCAGUCGCAGACAUGGCUAUCCGAGGCGCCUGUGUGCCUCUGCAUGCAGCCUCUUACUUUCCCUCGAGCGAAAACAGGUCCUCUGGGAGUUCAGUAGCAAAGAAGCGAGGGACCACGACGGCUGCGUUUUGGCAUGGCCAGAUGUAUACAGUGUACUCUUCUGGUGGCACUGUGGUCAAACACCCCCUAUGUCGUGUAGAGCUUCCGUGUACCCGACGAAAGUAAAAAACAGAAUGCUGUUUGGCGUUAUCGCAUUUCUGAACUCCCCUUUUGCUAGCCAGUAAACUCACUGCAGCCGUUGGCGGGGCGCUGAGAUGACAGGCACUUUUGAUUCAUCAGAAAAAAAAAUUGAGCCGAGUCCCUGCGACGUGAUCGUGGCAAAACGGUGCCAGGGUAGCCCGCGUUUCAACAAGAUAGAAACGACACCUUAGGUCCGCUAUUGGCUAGCGUCUUUUUCCCAGUCUCUCUUUGAGUGGAGUCUGGGUCGGAGAACAUUCUGCUGGUUUAGGCUGUAAGCAGAGGCCGCAGACACUGUCACACAGCCACACGAAUCUGAGCGUGUUCCGGGUUAAACAUAUAAGCAAGCGCUCUACCGUGUUGCUUUCUACCCCGUGGACAAAUGGAGUGCUCCCAGAUGAAGGGAUACGAACAACUCGCUUAUUAAGUCAUUUAUCCCAAGGGAAAUCAUGUGGAAAAGGCCUCUCAUAAUCCGCUCCCACAUUCACCAGUGGAGCCACAUCCCACCAGACAGGAAUUUCCAAGAGCAUGGCGCGAGACUGCUUUUGUUCAGUACGGGAAUCGCGUCCGUCAGCCAGCCGAUACGUGCGAGAAGGACUGUGGCUUCUGCACCGAAGGAACUCUGUUCGAUGCUUUUUUCUGCGGUCGCUGUUUUGGGGUUCAGAACAGUAUACCGGAACUCAUGUCGCCGCAUGGGCUGUCGCGAGGUCUCGACCACUCACAAACUGACUCCACACUGACAGAAAAGAGGAAGCAUUCCAGAAUGUGUUGUAUAUAUUCCGUAGUGUACAUAAACCUAGAUGACGGGAAUUGCGAAGCCUGUGCGUCUUGAUUCGAGCGGCGCUAGCGUCCUUGUGGGACCAGACGAUUUCAGUGCUUUGACUUGAGAACAUUUUACCCAAACUACGACAAGCAACGAGCUGGCCAGCUUUGCUGCCUCAGAAGGCACCCAGUAUGGUCCAAUAACGGCGGCUGUUAAUAGAGGAUCGUCCUCCUUGAAUGCGAACCAACGCAAAGCUGUGAUCUGACGUGUGCGUCGCGAACUGUGUCUGCUACUGGGUUGCCGCCAG
Molecule: messenger RNA, 3725 nt
Organism: Toxoplasma gondii ME49
Lineage: Eukaryota; Apicomplexa; Conoidasida; Eucoccidiorida; Sarcocystidae
Product: ribosomal RNA methyltransferase (FtsJ) family protein
Exons: 5
Coding region: 488-1936 (482 amino acids)
Biological process (GO): RNA methylation
Molecular function (GO): rRNA (uridine-2'-O-ribose)-methyltransferase activity
Source: RefSeq, a predicted model, not a curated record